Messenger RNA from Elephantulus edwardii (Cape elephant shrew), 1035 nucleotides. RefSeq names its product angiopoietin-like 7 (gene ANGPTL7). The transcript is spliced from 5 exons. The record is from RefSeq and is a predicted model, not a curated record. The coding region runs from base 1 to 1035 and encodes 344 amino acids. Lineage: Eukaryota; Metazoa; Chordata; Mammalia; Macroscelidea; Macroscelididae.
AUGAUGAUAAAGAUGCUCUCUGCUGUGAUCUGGCUCUGCAUGUUCCUUGUGGCCUUUGUCAGCCACCCGGUGUGGCUGCAGAAGCCCCCUAAGCGUAAAACACCCGGACAGUUGAAUGCGGUCGCCUGCUGUGAGGAGAUGAAAGAGCUCAAGGCCCAGAUCGCCAACCUGAGCAGCCUGCUGAGCGAACUGAGCCAGAAGCAGGAGAAGGACUGGGUCAGCGUGGUCAUGCAGGUGAUGGAGCUGGAGAGCAAUGGCAAGCGCAUGGAGGCCCGGCUCGCCGAGGCCGAGGGCAAGUACUCCGAGAUGAACAACCAGCUCGACAUCAUGCAGCUGCAGGCGGCACAGACGGUCACACAGACCUCGGCAGAUGCCAUCUAUGACUGCUCUUCACUUUACCAGAAGAACUACCGCAUCUCUGGAGUGUACAAGCUUCCUCCCGACGACUUCCUGGGCAGCCCCGAGCUGGAGGUGUUCUGUGACAUGAAGACUGCAGGAGGUGGUUGGACCAUCAUUCAGAGACGGAAAAGUGGCUUUGUCUCCUUCUACCAAGACUGGAAGCAAUAUAAGCAGGGCUUUGGCAGCAUCCGUGGAGACUUCUGGCUGGGGAAUGAGCACAUCCACCGGCUCACCCGACAGCCAACCCGGCUUCGGGUAGAAAUGGAGGACUGGGAGGGCAACAAGCAUUAUGCUGAGUACAACCACUUUGCUCUGGGCAAUGAGCUGAACAGCUACCGCCUCUUCCUGGGCAACUACAGCGGCAAUGUGGGCAACGACGCCCUCUUCUAUCACAACAACACGGCCUUCAGCACCAAGGACAAGGACAAUGACAACUGCCUGGACAAGUGUGCACAGCUCCGGAAAGGUGGAUACUGGUACAACUGCUGCACAGACUCCAACCUCAAUGGCGUUUACUACCGCCUGGGCGAGCACAACAAACACAUGGAUGGCAUCACCUGGUAUGGCUGGCACGGAUCUAACUACUCCCUCAAACGGGUGGAGAUGAAAAUACGCCCGCUGGACUUCAAGCCCUAA